AUAGUUCCAGUUGCAUUUAAAAUAGGGAAGAAGUACAUAGAUAAUAUAGAAAAGUACAGCAAAGUCGAUAAUGCUAACCCUAGUCAAAUUAAUUACUUCAAUUUUUAAAAAUGUUGCAGGGCCGUACCAAAUAUAAGCUUUUUAGCUGAAAGACGGACAAUAUCUUGAAAGUGUUUGAUCGGUCGGAACCCAGCAAAGAGGAAAGUUAAAUUUCUGAUUUUUAAUCUUUUUGAGUUCAGUGAUGGAUGGUAGAGAUAAAGCUAGCGAAGAAGAACAACAUGGCGUCUAUCUCCAACCUCCACCGCAAAGGGAUGGAGACUCAGAGGAAGAGCUAUCACAAGGCAGAGACCUUCAGGUGUUGGAUUUGCUACCAGCAACAACAACACCUGAAGAUACUGGAGAUGAUCUUUUCAGUUAUAACACAUCCUUAACAUCAAGCCCUGUUGCUAAAAAAGUCAACUUUUCUACAUUGUCCAGCCCUAGAAUCGGUGGUCCAUCCCUCAGCCCUUCCUCUUCUAGAAACUUUACUAAUAAUAGCCUCAAGAAUCUCAUCCCAAAGCCAAACAAGAUCAAUGAGGUGGAUAUCGAGAAAGCUGCGGGUUUGGCCUUGGCUUCCUCAGACAGAGACAGGUCAUCAACUUGGAGUCUAUCUAAUAUUUUUACUCCAAGGAGGAACAAAACUGAGUCCUUGCCUGUAACCCCUAUAGUUCACUCCAACCCUGGGUCCACGCACGGUGGAUACGUGGCUGAUCCUGUUACUUCCAUUAAGAAGGGUCCUCCACUGCCUUUUCACCGAUCACGCUCUGUUCCAGCAUUCAACAAAGAUGGAAGUCUUAGGCAAUCAGGUGUUUUCAGAGUCAUUCCCACUCCAAACAUGUCGCCAACUAGAAGUCUUUAUAAACGUAACGACACGGGUGUUGAUGGAGGAGAAGAUGUUCCCGAGGAAGAAGCUAUGUGCAGAAUCUGCCUCGUCGAAUUAGGAGAAGAUUCAGAAGCCUUCAAGAUGGAGUGUAUGUGUAGAGGUGAACUAGCUCUAGCACACAAAGAAUGUACAAUCAAAUGGUUCACCAUUAAAGGAAACCGAACGUGUGAUGUGUGCAAGCAAGAGGUUCAGAAUCUCCCAGUGACUCUUCUCCGCAUGCAGGAUUCUCAGGGUGGGGCUGCCGAGGCUUCUCACUACAGUGUAUGGCAGGAUGUUCCAGUUCUUGUCAUUGUAAGCAUGCUUGCAUACUUCUGUUUCCUCGAGCAGCUUCUGCAUACUAAAAUGAAAUCCAGCGCCAUUGCAGUAGCUUUACCGUUCUCUUGUAUUCUUGGUCUUCUUGCCUCGAUGACUUCAACAACUAUGGUGGAGAAGCAAUAUGUUUGGGUUUACGGGACAGUUCAGUUCGGUUUUAUAGUUUGUUUCUCUCACAUUUUCUUCGAAUUGGUUCACAUGCAGCCGGUUGUGUCAAUUGUCUUGGCCACUUUGGUUGGGUUCGGACUCACAAUGAGCGGCACAACUGGUCUAGUCGAGUUUUUAAAAUGGAGGAGAAGGCAGAGGAGAGCUGAGCCUCCAAGCAGUAGUAGUCAGGAGGAUCCACCACCUGUUCAGACCGAUCAGAGUAUCUCUGUAUCAGGAAACUGAAGCCAAAGAAUGCUCUGAUCAUAUGUUCCAGUAGCAGUGUAUGGUACCCAAUCAGACCAUUUCGAGUCUAGCUUUCUCGACAUGUGGAUUAAGUAAUGAUCUUUGAAGAGUUUUAAGGCUUGUAUUUUGGGUGCUCUCUUAUUCUUCUGUGUGAAUGUGAGUGUAGAUAGUCUGGUGUGCUCUAAAAGGGUACUUUCCUUGUACAAAAAGUAAUUAUGAGAUCCAAUGUAAAAGCUUAUUGGCCUUUUUUUAGCUUUUCAAUAGUGAAUUUACAUGAUGUCAAAA
Molecule: messenger RNA, 1909 nt
Organism: Brassica napus (rape)
Lineage: Eukaryota; Viridiplantae; Streptophyta; Magnoliopsida; Brassicales; Brassicaceae
Product: probable E3 ubiquitin-protein ligase MARCHF10
Exons: 7
Coding region: 242-1624 (460 amino acids)
Molecular function (GO): zinc ion binding
Source: RefSeq, a predicted model, not a curated record